AUGUUCACUCGCCGGAACCCAAAAGACGAGCGCCUCCACUACAUCGUCAUACAUUCACCCACCAACCAACCCCCCAACGCGUACAAGUCUGCCUGGAAACGUUUGACCAAGGGUCUACUUUCUUCGACGGCAAAGAUCAAGCACCAGCAGAGCACGGCCAUGCAACAUUAUGGGUUUCCCAAGACUCUCAAGCAGAGCUGGUGA
This is a messenger RNA of Colletotrichum karsti, 204 nucleotides long. RefSeq lists its product as uncharacterized. Bases 1 to 204 code for a protein of 67 amino acids. The record is from RefSeq and is a predicted model, not a curated record. The transcript is spliced from 2 exons. Lineage: Eukaryota; Fungi; Ascomycota; Sordariomycetes; Glomerellales; Glomerellaceae.